AACGCGUCUGAACUAGUGACCACUACCUUGUACCUUCAUGGCAGUAUUCUCUAAGAUUUUUCCUUCUCUCGCCACUUCAUACAUCGUGCAAGCUGUCUUUGCACUUGUUUUUGUGCCGCAACGGAAUGAGAAGUAUUAUGACCUUGGCGGAGCUGUUGGGUUCAUAUCCACAACAUUUGCCUCGCUGUAUUAUCCCUCUCUGCGGGAAAGCGUUAUGGGAGGCAAAUUUCUGCCGCUUCCACCGUUAUCACAUUUUGCCCCUCGACAACUCAUACUCUCUGCUGCACUCGGCAUUUGGAUUACAAGAUUGGGGUCAUUCUUGGUCCAGGCAUUUAAAGCAGGCGGGGACUCUAGGUUCGACGAAGUCAAGCAUAAACCGGUUCAUUUUACAUUUUAUUGGUUCAUGCAAGCUACCUGGGUAUUCAUCGUUGGUUUGCCAGUUUAUCUGGCGAAUACGAUCCCGAAAAACGUCCAUCCACCAAUGAGCACCCGGGAUUAUUUGUCUAUUGGCUUAUUUGCUAGUUCGUUCUUCUUCGAAGCUCUUGCCGACCGCCAAAAGACCAUUUGGCGACGUAGAAGAGAUGCGAAGGAGCACGACGAAAAGUUUAUUACUUCUGGUCUAUGGAGCCUUAGUCGGCAUCCAAAUUAUGUUGGCGAAGUAGGUAUAUGGGCUGGUAUAUGGGGCCUUUCCACCACCGCUCUGCAAACACCAUAUUUCUCCCGAGGAACAGUGGCUAUUGCUGCUAUUAGUCCGAUAUUCACAUAUUUUCUUUUGAGAAAGCUUUCUGGGGUCCCACCCCUUGAGAAAGCCGGUGACAAGCGAUUUGGGACUGACCCUAAAUGGCAUGAGUAUAAACGGACUGUACCCAUCUUCUGGCCAUGGUCUUCUGCCCGAGAGUGAAACAAAGAUCCCCUCGCGCAAAUCAAGCACCAAAAGUUCUUUGUCCUUUCAUCUUAGGAGAGUUCCAGGCAGGCUAACAAAGGAAUAGUUGAUUGUGCAAGUUCGUGUAACUAAUAAGUAUAC
This is a messenger RNA of Lentinula edodes (shiitake mushroom), 1024 nucleotides long. RefSeq lists its product as uncharacterized. The transcript has 7 exons. The coding region runs from base 38 to 901 and encodes 287 amino acids. Gene Ontology annotation, molecular function: oxidoreductase activity, acting on the CH-CH group of donors. Lineage: Eukaryota; Fungi; Basidiomycota; Agaricomycetes; Agaricales; Omphalotaceae. Gene Ontology annotation, cellular component: membrane. Gene Ontology annotation, biological process: lipid metabolic process. The record is from RefSeq and is a predicted model, not a curated record.